Pocillopora meandrina is the source of this 657-nucleotide messenger RNA. The record is from the annotation of a GenBank genome assembly. NCBI's taxonomy places the organism in Eukaryota, Metazoa, Cnidaria, Anthozoa, Scleractinia, Pocilloporidae.
AUGGCAGAAGAAGCCCUACAAUCAACAAGUCUUAAAGCAAAUUUUCAUCGCUUGACACGAUUACUGAUGCGUGGAGGUGUGCAGCUUUUGCGGGAGACUUUAGACUCCAUUCACUCACCUGCUGAUCUUCCUUUGAGACUCGCUGAUCCUGCCAUACAGGCACAGCUGAAAGGAGCAGGACUUACCCGGCCAGAGAGGGCUUGUCUGUACCCAUCCACUGGGGUGUAUGGAAAGUCCAAGGAUUUUGACAUCACAUUAAUCUUCAAGUUAUUCAGGACAAUUUGCAGCCUGACCCCUCCCCCUGGACCGAGAGGAUGGGAUAAUUUACCAAACCUCUCAGACCACACUCUGGUGGCAGAUUUAGUUCGAAUAAAAUAUUAUCGAAAUGAGAUUUACGGUCACCGUCCCACUAUGGAAAUAGCUGACAUCGAUUUUACUCGUCUCUGGGAGGAAAUUAGAGAGGCUCUGUUAAGAAUUGCGACAAAUAUUAGUCCUUCAAAGAGAGAUAUGUGGAAGAAGUCCAUUGAUGAUCUUCUUUGUUAUCCUUUGACGCCAGAUGAUGAAAGAUGCAUCGAAGAGCUAGAGACUUGGUAUAAGGGAGACGUUGACGAUGAAUUGGAAAAGCUUAGAGAGGAGCUUAGAGAGGAGCUGAUAGAG